AUGAGGCUCUAUCUCUCAGCAGCUUUCUUCCUCUUCCUCGUUUCGAUUUCAGAGAUCGAAUCGUUCAUUUCAGCUUCCAAAGGGACCUCUUCUGCAGCCCAUCAUCAGCUGCACCUUCAGAAGACUCGGAAAGUUGAUCGUCAACUCCACCAUGGCACCUCCUCUUCUUCUCUUCAUGUGCAGCUUCAAGGGAAUCAUCAAAAUCCUCUGCUUACAGCUCCGUUGUCUGAUCAUGGCGAUCCAAGAUUCGGUGUUGAGGAGCGACUGGUUCCCAGUGGGCCAAAUCCGCUUCAUAAUUGA
Diospyros lotus (date-plum) is the source of this 300-nucleotide messenger RNA. Its product is annotated as CLAVATA3/ESR (CLE)-related protein 9-like. NCBI's taxonomy places the organism in Eukaryota, Viridiplantae, Streptophyta, Magnoliopsida, Ericales, Ebenaceae. Bases 1 to 300 code for a protein of 99 amino acids. The record is from RefSeq and is a predicted model, not a curated record. The transcript has a single exon.